Messenger RNA from Laetiporus sulphureus 93-53, 543 nucleotides. RefSeq lists its product as uncharacterized. The record is from RefSeq and is a predicted model, not a curated record. NCBI's taxonomy places the organism in Eukaryota, Fungi, Basidiomycota, Agaricomycetes, Polyporales, Laetiporaceae. The transcript is spliced from 5 exons. The coding region runs from base 1 to 543 and encodes 180 amino acids.
AUGCCUCUGCGUCGAAGAUUCCUUGAACGAGACUGGUACAUGGAGAUGAAUGGGAGCUUUGCCUUCCAUCACUUUGAUAUAUCCGAGGGCCUCAUCUCCCGACUAUUCCGAGUAGUGCUCCUGACUAUCAUGAAUGCUGUCUUCUUUCAGGAAACAAUGGAUGAUCUUCUGAGAAGCUGGAUGUCUGCGUCGUCUGGCCAACACAUCAAUGAUCUCAAGCGCGCCAUUGGGCGCCUUGUGGCCCACAGCGCACUCACAGCUCGGAGGAUCGCGGUUCUGGAGACGACGUUCGGAUUAACUUCGCAUUCAGUGAGGAAUUAUGACGCCCGACGUGGUCUUCUGCGAGCGAUAUCACCGAGAGCACUUACGCUUCGGGCAGGACAAGCGAAUAUUCCCAUUGUGAAGGAUUUUCGCCACUGUGAAGAGUUCAAUAGACCAAGGUAUAACAAAUCUUCGAGCUGCACAGAAGAAGUCAUCGGUGGAGAGAGUGAGGGGGGAGUGGUUAUGACCGAAGGCCCAGUUGGCUGCAAUUUCAAUGCGUAA